Molecule: messenger RNA, 5130 nt
Organism: Phyllostomus discolor (pale spear-nosed bat)
Lineage: Eukaryota; Metazoa; Chordata; Mammalia; Chiroptera; Phyllostomidae
Gene: ZNF624
Product: zinc finger protein 624
Exons: 7
Coding region: 141-2660 (839 amino acids)
Biological process (GO): negative regulation of transcription by RNA polymerase II
Cellular component (GO): nucleus
Molecular function (GO): RNA polymerase II cis-regulatory region sequence-specific DNA binding; DNA-binding transcription activator activity, RNA polymerase II-specific; DNA-binding transcription repressor activity, RNA polymerase II-specific
Source: RefSeq, a predicted model, not a curated record
GGCCCCACGGAACCGGCGCCAUUGCUGGAUGUGUUCCCGCCCUGCUCUGCGAGUGCCCUCAGUUGUCCACAGUUCCGCAGCCAGAUAUGUCUUGGUAGAACUCCACUCCUCCUAGGGAGGGGAACAAAGAGGAGAAUAUAAUGGCUGCUGUGCUUUCUUCAGUUGGACCUCUGCAUCCUGAAGUUUCCCAGCCAGGUGAAGAGCUUCUUUGUCAAGUAGAAGAACCAGAAUUGGUAAAGGAUUCAGUGACAUUUAAAGAUGUGGCUAUAGACUUCACAUUGGAAGAAUGGAGGUUGAUGGACCCUACACAGAGGGACCUGCACAAGGAUGUGAUGCUAGAGAAUUACAGGAAUCUUGUAUCCCUGGGGCUUGCAGUUUCCAAACCAGAUAUGAUAUCUCAUUUGGAGGAUGGAAAAGGACUAUGGGUAGUAGUGAGAGAAAUUUCAACAAGCCCCUAUCCAGAGUUGGAGACCAAACUAGCAACCAAGAAUGCUAUACUAACAGAAGAUAACUCUGAAGAUUUAUCACAGGAGACAAUAAUGGAGAAACUCACAGAAAACGGCCUAUGGGACUCCAGAAUGAGAGGAUUGUGGAAAUGGAAUGACAGGAUAUUGAGACUGCAAAAUAGUCAGGAGAGUCAGAGCCAAAGAAUAGUUACACAUAAGAAAAUUCCCACUGGUCAGAGAGGUGUUAGAUUUGGGUCUAUUUUUUGUCCAGAAGAGCUCCGCAGCAAAUGCCAAACACAUGAGGGAAAUUUCACAGGAAAUUUAGAUUUGAAUAAAGAUAAAUUGGGGAAGAAAAAUUGCAAGGAUACAGAAGGCCACAAAGAAAUAAGGCCUACUUCAGAACUUACUUUAGGGAAAAAACUCAAUGAUAAAGAAAAACCCUAUAAAUGUAGUAUAUGUGAAAAGGCCUUUCGUUAUAGGUCGUUACUCACUCAACAUCAGAGAACUCACACUAAAGAAAAACCUUAUGAGUGUAAUGAAUGUGGGAAAAUGUUUAGCCAGCCUUCUUAUCUUAGUCAACAUAAAAAAAUUCACACUGGAGAAAAACCGUAUAAGUGUAAUGAAUGUGGAAAGGCCUUUAUUGCUUCUUCAUCACUUAUGGUACAUCAGCGAACUCAUACUAAGGAGAAACCUUAUCAAUGUAAUGUCUGUGGAAAAUCUUUUAGCCAGUGUGCACGCCUUAAUCAGCACCAGAGAAUUCAAACUGGAGAGAAGCCCUAUAAAUGUAGUGAAUGUGGGAAAGCUUUUAGUGAUAAAUCAAAACUUGCACGACAUCAAGAAACUCACAAUGGAGAGAAACCCUACAAAUGUAAUGAUUGUGGGAAAGCCUUUAGGAAUAAGGCAUAUCUUAGUGUACAUCAGAAGACCCAUACUGAAGAGAAACCAUAUAAAUGCAAUGAGUGUGGGAAAUCCUUUAAGAAUACCACAAUUUUUAAUGUUCAUCAGAGAAUUCAUACUGGAGAGAAACCCUUUAGAUGUAAUGAAUGUGGAAAAGCCUAUAGAAGUAAUUCAAGCCUUAUUGUACAUAUAAGAACUCAUACUGGAGAAAAACCCUAUGAAUGUAAUGAAUGUGGGAAAGCAUUCAAUCGUAUAGCAAAUUUCACAGAACAUCAGAGAAUUCAUACAGGAGAAAAACCUUAUAAAUGUAAUGAGUGUGGGAAAGCAUUCAUUAAUUAUUCAUGCCUUACAGUACACUAUAGAAUGCAUACAGGAGAGAAACCUUAUAAGUGUAGUGAAUGUGGAAAGGCCUUCAUGCGUUCUUCAUCUCUAAUAAUACAUCAGCGAAUUCAUACUGAAGAGAAACCUUAUCUAUGUAAUGAAUGUGGGGAAUCUUUCAGAAUAAAAUCACAUUUAACUGUACAUCAGAGGAUUCAUACUGGAGAGAAACCAUAUAAGUGUACUGACUGUGAGAAGGCAUUCACCAAAAUGGUGAAUCUCAAGGAGCAUCAGAAAAUUCAUACUGGAGUGAAACCCUAUAAAUGCUGUGACUGUGGAAAAUCCUUCAGGACGAAGUCAUACCUUAUUGUACAUCAAAGGACCCAUACUGGAGAAAAACCAUAUAAAUGUAAUGAAUGUGAGAAAGCUUUUACUAAUACAUCACAGCUUACUGUGCAUCAAAGAAGGCAUACUGGAGAAAAACCCUAUAAAUGUAAUGAAUGUGGGAAGGUUUUUACAAGUAACUCAGGAUUUAAUACCCAUCAGAGGACACAUACUGGAGAGAAACCAUUUAAAUGUAACGACUGUGGGAAAGCAUUUAGCCAGAUGGUACAUGUCACAGAACAUCAGAAAAUCCAUAGUGGGGAGAAACCCUAUAAAUGUGAUGUAUGUGGAAAAGCCUUCAGGAGGGGUUCAUACCUUACAGUGCAUUGGAGAACACAUACUGGAGAAAAACCCUAUACAUGCAAAGAAUGUGGGAAAGGUUGUAUUACUCUAUCACAGCUAACUCUACAUCAGAGAAUUCAUACUGGGGAGAGGCCCUAUAAAUGUGAAGAAUGUGGAAAAGCCUUCAGAACUAACUCAGAUUUUACUGUACAUUUGAGGAUGCAUACUGGAGAAAAACCCUAUAAAUGUAAUGAAUGUGGAAAAACUUUUAGGAGUAGCUCAAGCCUUACUGUACAUCAGAGAAUACAUCAGAGAGAAACUCAGCUAAUAUAAAUAAUAGAUCAUUCAUCCAGAUGUCUACUCAAGAAUAAUCAUAAUCUAUGUGUUUAAUGAAUGUGUGACUUUCAGAAUCAAUUUGCCAGGAAAUACACACAGAAAAGAUACUCUACAAACAUAUCAAUGUGGAAAAGCACUUAAUCAUAUUAAAUCUUAGAAGUUGUAAAAAAAUUCACAAUAGAGUACAGUAAUAGACGAAUGAAAGCCUUCACCCAGAUUUCACACUUUAUUCAUUUAACAGAUUAUUUUCAAUGGAUUGCCUAUAUAUAUUUGCCUAUUUUUCUAUUGUUUGUCAAAUAAAUUUGGAGUUGCUCUUUAUAUAUGUUAGAUAUUAAUUCCUUUGUCAUGUGUUUUGCAGAUGUUUUUCUUAAUCUAGCAUUUGUCUUUAUAAUUUUUUAUAUAGUAAAAAAAUUUACCACAUUUUUUUCUGUCUUUUUUCUUAAUUUACUAUUUUAGUUAAAAGGGUCUUCUUAAUUCCUAGGUUAUACAUAGUGUCCUAAAUUUAUUUCUAAGAUUUUGAUCAUUUUAUUUUUUACAUUGAAGUCUUUAACCCAUCUGGACUUGAGUGCUAUUGAUAGAAGAGCAACUCCAAAUGGCCAUUAACCUAUGAAAUAUUAUGAGCCUAAACAGUAGUACUCAGGGAAAUGCAAAUUAAAACAUCCAAUGAUAUCAUCACUUUCCCUUCAUGGAGUUAGCCAAAUUAAGAGAUCUUUUACUAGUGAGGUUUAGGAAAUCAUGUACUCUCACUAAAAGGUUAUACCAAUUUCUAUUUUCACCAGCAAUCCAAUUUUAAAAUAUUUAAUAUUUGAGAAAUAAAAAAAUGCUUUGACUCAGAAGUCUGUCCCACAGAGAUAAGAGCAUCAGUGAAUAAGAGCACACAAAUAAGGAUAUUUGUUUAAGUAUAGUUUUGGAAGCAAAGAAGAAACCCAACUGGAGACAAAAUGAAAGGCCACUAACGGGAAUGGUUGGAUGAAUUGUGAUGUACCCUGAUACAUGUAAUAGCAUGAGAGUAAUUUUUAAAAUGAGUUAUAUCUACAAGCUGACCUCAUUUUCCCCACAAUUUUUGAUAAAUCACUGCUUUAAUACAGAUAUGUGUAUGUAUACUAUUUCAUUUUUGUUAAACACAAAUUUAUAUGUUUAUGUGUGUAUGUGAUUAGAUGAACAUGGAAACAGGUAUGAAAGAAUAUACACCAGACAAUUAACAUUGGUUAACUUGGAGGAGAAAAGAAGUAGGAGGGUAAGUAAGGGAAAAGAUGGGAAAAAAGAGAAAUUUUAAGAGCAGCAUGUAUGGUAUAAAACUGUAAAACUAUUUCUGUGAACUUUGGGAGCCAUAAGUGAAGGGAUGGUCUCCAAAACUUAAUGAUGGUUGUUUCACAGUUGGUGGAGUAUCAGCUGUUUUUUGUUUGACUUUUCUGCACUUUGCUAUAUUUUUAAGUUUUUCUUUACAGUGAGCAUGAAAAACCUAUUUUUCUUGUGAAGCUAAUAUUUUAGACACAUUAUGCCAGAAAUCAUCCUGGGUGCUAAAUAUACAUUGGUGGGGGAGGAUGGUCAUGGAUUUAAGAACACAGGAAUUGGUUUUGAUGGCUGCCUAAAUUCCAAAGUUACCCAGCACCUCACCUCCCCACCCCAUGUGUUUCAUUUAGAGAAGGUAAUAUAAGUUGUAUAUAGAUGGAAAACAUCCAAGAAUAUCUAGACAUAUUCAGGUUGUAGAAAAGAAGACUCCAAGCCUCAGAAGUUCCACUUUCAACAUUGUGCCAAGUAAAGGCCACAGUGGUAAAAAGUUCUGGGUAUAGCCUCACAGAACAUUGGAGUACAGAGAGUGGGAAUAGCCAAGGACUCCCAAGUCCACAAAUGAAGGCUGGGAAUACUACGAGAGACCUGAAGUCAAAGUGGGAAUCCAGAAGCCAAGGAUCUGAUACCAGAAGGCUCUAACAGACCAUGAACCUGAUACCCAAAAAGAACAAGACAAGACAUGAUGAGCUAUGCUUGAGUGGAGACUGAAGGAAAGAAAAUCAAAUGUUUCUCUUAAUGAUGUAUACUAUACAUAAGUGUCUAUUUAAUAUUGUGGAGGGAAUAUUGAAUAAGUGAUAUGUGCUAUCUCCCAUUAUAAAUGAAUAUUUGACAUUGUGGUUAAAAUGACCAUUUCUGAUUGAAUUUUAAUAGUGAGAUUUAUUAACUAUUACCAAGACUUACCUUCUUUGGAUAUAAUGUACCAGUUUCUGAUCAGAAAGUUUGAGGAUUAGACCUUGAAAUACCACUCAAAAAACCCUGCUAUCAUUACAGAAUAAUCACAGGCAUGUACAGCACAGUAUGGGAAAUAUGGUCAAUAAUAUGGUAAUAACUGUUUGGUGUCAGGUAACUAGAAUUAUUGGCAGGAUCACCUCAUAAGUUAAGUAAAUAUCUAACCACUGUGCAUGGCACCUGAAACUAGUAUAAUAUUGAAUGUCAACUAUAAUUGAAAAAUAAA